Molecule: messenger RNA, 711 nt
Organism: Sporothrix brasiliensis 5110
Lineage: Eukaryota; Fungi; Ascomycota; Sordariomycetes; Ophiostomatales; Ophiostomataceae
Product: cellular nucleic acid-binding protein
Exons: 2
Coding region: 1-711 (236 amino acids)
Biological process (GO): positive regulation of cytoplasmic translation
Cellular component (GO): cytoplasm
Molecular function (GO): translation regulator activity; mRNA binding; zinc ion binding
Source: RefSeq, a predicted model, not a curated record
AUGUCUUCUCUCUCUCGUCGUGCCUGCUACAAGUGCGGCAACGUCGGCCACUACGCCGAGGUUUGCUCGUCCGCCGAGCGUCUUUGCUACAACUGCAAGCAGCCCGGCCACGAGUCCAACGGCUGCCCCCUGCCCCGCACCACCGAUGCCAAGCAGUGCUACCACUGCCAGGGCCUCGGCCAUGUGCAGGCGGACUGCCCGACCUUGCGCCUGACUGGCGCCUCCACCGGCGGCCGCUGCUACAACUGCGGCCAGCCCGGCCAUCUGGCCCGUGCUUGCCAGGCUCCCAACGCUGCCGGCGUUGGCCGCGGCGUGCCUAUGAUUCCCCGUGGCGGCUACGGCGGCUACGGCCGCGGAGGCUUCGUGUCCGGUGGCCCGCGCCCUGCCACGUGCUACAAGUGCGGCGGACCUAACCAUUUCGCCCGCGACUGCCAGGCUCAGGCCAUGAAGUGCUACGCCUGCGGCAAGUUGGGCCACAUCUCGCGUGACUGCACUGCCCCUAACGGGGGCCCCCUCAACACUGCCGGCAAGACCUGCUACCAGUGCGGCGAGGCUGGUCACAUCUCGCGUGACUGCCCGCAGAAGAACCAGGCCAACAACACCACUACCGACAUCCCCAGCACCGCCGAUGUGCCGAUCGCCCAGAUCCCGGUUGAUGCCAACAACGUUGCGGCCCCUGCCCCCGUCGCGCCCAUUGCCCCUGUUGCUUAG